AAUUGGCCAAAUAAAACGUAAUAAUGUUCUCGUUAUAUCACGACGACAUCUGGCCCCAGAAUGACCUCCACUUGCCCGCGGGGGCCGCAGUUGUGGCGCUGGUGCAACAACGCCAGCUGCGGAUGUGCCGGCUGCGUCCAGUGUGCGACCGACAUGCCUCCGGUUCGGCCCUUAGAGCCAGGCGAGCCGGACCGACGCUAGGAGAGUCGGCGAGUUUUAAAGGUCUCAGUGGCAACCGAGGUGUGGAUGAGGGAAAAAAAGAAGACUGAGGGUCUACAAGUUGCUAUCUGCUGACUGAGCCACUCGUCUAGCUGUGUAUGUUUUUGUUUUUGUUUUGUUUCAAAUCUUGGGGCCUGUUGGUCUGCUUUGGCUGAACUGGAGCCAUGGAUAUGGCCCUGGUAGACUUUGGGAGCCUAGAUGACCUCGACGCCAGCCUUGAGGAUGAGGACACUUAUGCGGAUGAGACCACAGCGCUUACUUUGGACAUACGGUCAGAACACGACACGGCGGGCGGCAACUACCGACUGCGAUCCCCGCAGUUUGCCGCCUGUACGCCAUCCCAGCCCAGUCCUGUUCCUUCGUGCAUGUGGGAAUCCACAUCAUCAACACCGCUCCCAUUUAUCCAGACACUUGAAGUACCCAAUUCCAUGCUUACUCCAAGCAUAGACGGGAGAAGUAGUCGCUCCAGCAUGAUCUCCAACUGGAAGCUGCUCCUAAGCAGUGAAGGCACGAAGGAAAGCGAGACAAUCUUCAGCCAACUUGCUAAGGAGUGCCGCGAGGACCUUUUUGUGGAUAAAAGAGGGCUGGACGAUGGAGACCAAAAAGUCAUUAUUAACAUCGCAGGUCUUCGCUUCGAGACUCAGCUCAAAACAUUAGACCAGUUUCCUGAUACGCUGCUGGGAGACCCUCAGAAGAGAAUGGACUAUUUUGAUCCAAUGAGGAAUGAAUACUUCUUUGACCGGAACCGACCCAGCUUUGACGGGAUUUUGUAUUACUACCAAUCUGGGGGUAAGGUCAGACGCCCAGCAAAUGUUCCUCUGGAUGUGUUUGCUGAUGAAAUCAUAUUUUACCAGCUGGGAAAUGAAGCCAUGGAGCAGUUUCGCGAUGAAGAGGGAUUCCUCAGAGAUGUUGACAUACCACUACCUAAUAAUGAUAUCUCCAGACAAUUCUGGCUGCUGUUUGAGUACCCAGAGAGCUCCAAUGCAGCUCGGUGUGUUGCACUGGUGUCCGUGCUCGUUAUAGUCAUCUCCAUCAUUAUUUUCUGCAUGGAAACGCUGCCGGAAUUCAGAGAUGACACUGACAUUGUUUUGCCCGCCUCCAUAAAGCCUGUCAACCUCUCCAGAGCUUACACUUCUGUGGCUCCACCUGGUGUGAUGCCCACAGUUUUCUCUGAUCCCUUUUUCAUUAUUGAGACUGCCUGCAUUGGCUGGUUCUUCUUUGAGCUCUGCUUGAGAUUUCUGGUCUGCCCGAGCAAAAGAGAGUUUUUCCACAACCUGAUGAACAUUAUUGAUAUCGUAUCCAUCAUCCCCUAUUUUGUCACAGUGGUUACAGAACUGGUCACAAAGACGGAAGAGAGCUCUGGACAGAAUAUGUCUUUGGCCAUUCUUCGGAUUAUCCGUCUGGUCAGGGUGUUUCGUAUUUUUAAACUCUCGCGCCACUCCAAGGGGCUGCAAAUCCUGGGACAGACCCUCAAGGCCAGUAUGAGAGAACUUGGCUUGCUCAUCUUCUUCCUCUUUAUUGGAGUUAUCCUUUUCUCCAGCGCUAUCUACUUCGCUGAGGUAGACGAGCCGAACACACAGUUUGUCAGCAUACCCGAUGGCUUCUGGUGGGCAGUGGUGACCAUGACUACUGUAGGCUACGGGGACAUGUGUCCCAUCACGCUCGGGGGUAAACUUGUCGGGACCUUGUGCGCCAUUGCAGGUGUGCUGACCAUCGCUCUGCCUGUUCCUGUCAUUGUCUCCAAUUUCAACUAUUUCUAUCACAGAGAGACUGAAGCAGAGGACAAGCUGUCCUUGGCAGAUGCUGUUGAGCAAGCCAUAAUGGAGGACUUGGGUACCAAACAAAGGAGCAGCACUUCGCUGAAUAAAGCCAAUGGCAUCUGACACAGUGACAUAACUAAGAAUCAGUAUUUGUUUAGAAGCGUCUUGAAUUUACACACUUAUUUUCACAUAAAAAGUGUAAGAAU
Phycodurus eques (leafy seadragon) is the source of this 2185-nucleotide messenger RNA. RefSeq names its product potassium voltage-gated channel, shaker-related subfamily, member 10a (gene kcna10a). The coding region runs from base 384 to 2102 and encodes 572 amino acids. The transcript is spliced from 2 exons. The record is from RefSeq and is a predicted model, not a curated record. Gene Ontology annotation, biological process: potassium ion transmembrane transport; protein homooligomerization. Gene Ontology annotation, molecular function: delayed rectifier potassium channel activity; protein binding. Gene Ontology annotation, cellular component: membrane; voltage-gated potassium channel complex. NCBI's taxonomy places the organism in Eukaryota, Metazoa, Chordata, Actinopteri, Syngnathiformes, Syngnathidae.